AUGCUCGAGCGCAUCCCUCAUUCACACGGGGCGCAAAAGAGGGGGCCGAUGAGGCUGAACCAUGAGGUGCGUCGAGCCAAGAUGAGGCCGAAAAUGGCACAGAUGUGCGAAGGUGGUGGUUGUGAAAAGGCCUCGGCGCAAAAGCCAAUGGCCGGCGAUUGCAGAAUCGGCGGUGCGGGAGCCUCGCAUCAAUCCGUGUCAUUGUGCAUUGCCGGCGUCUUGAUCCAAUGUUUCUUGUGGUGGUACUCCGUGGCACUGGGGCUUCAGGCACUUCAGGUCCUUCAGGUACGGGCGGCGCAGGUACACGAGGGUACAAGCGGGACACAGAUGGAGGGACCUGCAACAAGAGCUGGGUGCACCAAAAAGGCUGCUGUGCCGCAGAUGACGCAGUACCGUGUACGCGCUGCCACUUGGCUGCGGCCGCGAUCAACGCCGGGUGGGUGCUGCGCAUCAGAGGUACUCGGUACCUGGAGCAUGUACGUCACAACGGCGGCGGUUCAAGCCGGCAUGUCUUGA
Molecule: messenger RNA, 516 nt
Organism: Trichoderma virens Gv29-8
Lineage: Eukaryota; Fungi; Ascomycota; Sordariomycetes; Hypocreales; Hypocreaceae
Exons: 3
Coding region: 1-516 (171 amino acids)
Source: RefSeq, a predicted model, not a curated record